Monoraphidium neglectum is the source of this 2370-nucleotide messenger RNA. RefSeq lists its product as hypothetical. Bases 1 to 2370 code for a protein of 789 amino acids. The transcript has a single exon. NCBI's taxonomy places the organism in Eukaryota, Viridiplantae, Chlorophyta, Chlorophyceae, Sphaeropleales, Selenastraceae. The record is from RefSeq and is a predicted model, not a curated record.
AUGGAGGCGGCCCUGCGGCAGCUGAUGUCAUGCAUUGACAGCGGCCGCCGCGACACCGCCGGCGCGGCGCUCGAGAGGCUGCUACAGGCAUGCCGCACCGCCUCAGACGGCGGCCCCAUCGCAGCCGUCGAGGUGCCCAGCGAGCGCUCCUUUGACCGCUUGCUGCGGCAUGUGUGCUCGGAAAGCAGCCGAGCGCCGGCAACCAAAUCGUGCGCGGCCUCCAGCCAGGCUUUGCUGGAGCUGCUGACCGUGCCCGCGGCGGCGGACGCGUUUGUGACAGAGGGCCGCAUGACCGCGCUGAUCGAAGCACUGGAGGGGCUGCACGGCGCCGAGGAGGGCGGCAGCGGCGGCGGCGAGGGCUUUGAACUGCGGCCGUGGCUGCUGAGCGGGAUUCUGGCAACAGCAGCGUCGGCCUUGAUCACGCAAAUCGGCGGGCCUAUCGGUGGGGGCGAUGACGACGGCCGCGGCGACGGCGGCGGCGGCCCCAUCACCCCCGCGCAGCUCGCCCUGGCUGGAGUCAUCGCGCGGCCGGCCGCAGUGCGCGCCCUGCUGCGGGCAGCGCACACGCAGCUGUCGUUGAAUCAGUAUAGCGGGGAUCCUCUCUUAUUGCUUGAGAGGGCGUGCCUGGCUGCAGAGCUGUUGCAAGGACGCGCCACACUAGCGCCCUGCGAUAGGCCUGGGGAGUCUGUUUCCUCCGCCUCCGACAUGUUUGCUGCAGCGCGCGCCGCGUGGCAGGGCGCCGACGCCGAUUGGCUCUGCGAGGCGCUGCCGCCGCUGCUGGCGCUGCGGAUGGAAGGGACCAGGCAGCAGCCGGCGGCAGGGCCCUGCGGAGCCGCGGCAAGGCAGCAGGUCACGCUUUUUGUUGCCUCACGCAUGUGCAGCGCGGUGGGUCCUCUGACAGCAGCCCUGUCGUCGCACGCGGCCGCCAUGUGCGAGGUCGCAGCCUGCAUACGCCGGAAUAGUGACACCCGCCUAGCCAGGGCGUCGUUUCUUGUCCUGAUCAGCGCCCUCGACGCCUGGCCCUGGGGCCACCAUGGCGCCGGCACGGCGCUCGCGGCGUGCUGCAAACCCGCCACUCUCGGGGAGCUGCUGCGCAUAGCGGCCCUCCGCGACGCUGGCGGUGGCGGGGGCGGCAGCGGAGGAGCAGACCGCUCGCUGGCGGGCCUGGAGCUGUCUCCUUCUCUUGCGGACGCUUGUUGUGCAGCGCAGCUGCUGGCAUCGAUCGCGGCCCACGAGGCACUGUCGGCGCGGCCGUCUAGCAUCGCCGCCAUGCCAGCAGCCGCAGCGGCAGUGGUGUCGAGCCUGCGCGCACGGCUGGAAGGCCACGGCGGUCAGACGACGGAUGGGAACAGGUCGCGAUUGUACCAAGUCUGCGUGGCAGUGUUGAGCAUCGUCGCUGGCGACGGCGCCGACGGCGAUGCCUGGGCGGCCACGUUGUCGCGCCUAGGAGCGCAGCAGCUGCUGAGGCGCGCAACGGUUGAGUUAGGCCCACAACACAUAGAGUGGUGGGCGCCUGCAGCAGCAGCACUUUACGCCGUCGUACACGCAGCGCACGCCUCGUGUCAGCAGCAGCAGCAGCAGCAUCAGCAGCAGCAGCAGCAGCAGCAGCCUGCAGAAGGCAACGGCAGCAGUGGGCAUGUGGAAGCUGAGGAGAAGCAGGUCGCCAUCGCCGCCUUGCUGGACGCGGGGCUUUACGCGGUCCCGCAACUGCUGUUGCUGGCUGUGCUGCGGCCCAGCUGGCGGCCCCGGCUGAUUCAGGUGCCAGGCAUCCUGGAGCUGCUGUCAGCUGCAGCGGCCACCCCAGGCCAGGGCGAGUACAGCCAAAAAGCCCUCCGCACCCUCUGCCUGCUGGCUGCGGGCACGGCACCGGCCGAGCGUCUGCCUGGCUUCGCGCGGGCCGUGCUGGAGGUGUGCAACCAGCGGCCCGCUGACGCGUGGGCCGGAGUCCCUGAGCUGGAGAGCAAUGGCAAGGCUGUGGCGGAGGUGUUGGGGUGCCUUGCGGGCUGCCAUGAGGCGGACGGGGGCGUUGGGGAGCGCGCUGCCCUGGCUCUUGCCCAGCUGAGGGCCGGCGAGCUUCAGUUGGUGCAGCCCCCUUCGCAGCAGCAGCAGCAGCAGCAGCAGCAGGAGGACAAGCCGGGGACGCAGCAGGCGCCAAGCACACGGGCUACAGGGGGCGCAAGGAGGGAGCGCCCACGCAGCGCGUGUGCCGUGUGUGGCAGGACGGCGCGCGAUGGUGCCAAGCUGCGGCGCUGCGCGGGCUGCGGGAGCGUCACAGGGACGCGGUACUGCAGCCAGGAGUGCUGCAGGACGGACUGGGUGGUGAGGGGGCACCGCGCGGUGUGCGAGGCAGCGCAGCGCUGCUCAGCUUGA